GAUUCCUUCAGAUUCGAUGAAGUAUGUACAUAAUAUAUGUAAGUACAACCUUCGGAACGCGUUUUCUAUCAACCACAUGCUGUCAGGCUUUGAUAAGAGUUGAUAUGUCACUCUCUGGUUUCUCUUCUAAAUGUUUUCAGAGGUCCAGGUCUUUGCAUUCAGGGAUUGGUUCUCAUGGGAAAGAAAUAUAGAACGCGCGCAUCAGAGCAACCGGAGCAUUUUCGGUUAUUUUUUUCAUAUAAAAAGGAGUGCUUCGUUGCCAUUUUUCCUCACCCUACACGUCUUUUCCUGUUUCGCUCUUUGUCUGUGUGUCGUUGACGGCCUGCUCUUCUCCAUCUUUCUGACCAGGUGUCCCUUCCAUCGGCCUCUUCUAAGCCUCUUUUCUUUCUGUCAACGCAAGCAAGCGACCACUUUCAUUUCACAAUUUCUUUUGCGAAGCUCGACGCUCGAAAUGUUCACUGCAACUAAAAUUGGUGCUCUUACUUUAUCCAUCCUCGCUGCGUCUGAGGAUGUCCUGGCUCGUCCUCUUCUUGCAUUCAGACAGAGCACGAAUUCUUCAAUUGGAGACUUUGGUAGCUGUACUGUCCCGCAGAUCCAGUUCGCUACAGGAUUCGACAACAGAAAGGAAACUUCCUUUGAGCCUGUAGAUCUGACUUCUUAUCCUCAUGGCUCAGCUCAGGGUAUCGACAUCAUUACCCAAUUCAUGUGCGACCAACUGGUGAAUUCCUGUGGUGCUGACGCUACAGCAAAGGCCACUUGUGCUUCCGCAGCAGCAGCUGCCGACACAGCGACCGCCAAAACGGGAGCGCAGGCUGAUAAAUUCAACGCCGUCUUUGGUAUCCAAACGAACUUUGCUGCUGUACCUGUUGUCAGUGACCAGGGUGUUACUUUGGGUGUCGAUGGUUCAGGUACCUCUGCUGCAGCUUCUGCUACUUCCGCCGUAGCUGUCGCCUCUGCUGCAUCUGCUACCACGACAUCUAUUGCUGCGACUGUUGCCGAUACCGCUACUUCGAGUGACCCUUGCCCUGCUACCGUUACGGUGACAGUGACUGCUGCAGAUGCGGCUAGUACGAGCGCAGCUGCCACCGACGCAGCUACCGAUGCAACCAGCGCUGCUGAUGUGGCUACUACAAGUGUAGCUGUUGCAAGUGCUACUGCAGCGGCAAGUUCGAGUGCUGCAGUGGCAACAAGCACUGCGUCUGCAGCCGACAUUGGCAACUUCGGAUCUUGCACUGUGCCUCAGAUCCAGUUCGGUGUGGGUUUCGACAAUCGUCGUGAGACCGCCUUUGAGCCUGUUGAUCAAACUUCAUACAACCAUGGUUCUGCGGACAACAUCGCAGUGAUUACUGAUUUCAUGUGUAACACCCUCACGAAUACCUGUGGUGCUGAUGCUACAGCCAAGGCUACUUGUGCAACUGCUCAGGCUGCUGCCGCCGCCGGCCUAGCUCAAACUGGUGAUCAAGCUGAUAAAUUUAAUGCUGUCUUCGGUAUCAUCACAACAUUCGCUCAAGUUCCCGUUGUGAGCAACACUGGAACAACUCUUGGUGUUGACGGCACGAACACCGCUGCAGCUGCAACUGCCACUGCUUAAAAGUCUGAAGAAGAAUUGUCCUGAUGUUAGAUAUUGUAUACCCGUUCCUCAGCAUAUUCCAUACCAAUUUUUGUAUCGUCUUGCCCAUUUCCCCGUCAAUUGAAUGCACGUUCGUAGGUUGUCACUCUUUGUUUGCUGAUUGGAUCUGCUUAUCCUGGAGGACCUUCUUGGUUUUCUGGAUAAGCCGCUUUCGAUUCUCAUCGGUCCUAAGUAUAAUGAUUCUUUAAGAUUCACCGGCUACUUACAUACCGGCCAAUGGCAACUAUCAUCCCAAAAAAACUGACCUGA
This is a messenger RNA of Lentinula edodes (shiitake mushroom), 1879 nucleotides long. RefSeq lists its product as uncharacterized. The record is from RefSeq and is a predicted model, not a curated record. The transcript is spliced from 10 exons. Lineage: Eukaryota; Fungi; Basidiomycota; Agaricomycetes; Agaricales; Omphalotaceae. The coding region runs from base 131 to 1591 and encodes 486 amino acids.